Molecule: messenger RNA, 4080 nt
Organism: Fusarium coffeatum
Lineage: Eukaryota; Fungi; Ascomycota; Sordariomycetes; Hypocreales; Nectriaceae
Exons: 6
Coding region: 1-4080 (1359 amino acids)
Biological process (GO): protein phosphorylation
Molecular function (GO): protein binding; ATP binding; protein kinase activity
Source: RefSeq, a predicted model, not a curated record
AUGCCUGAACUAUCUUCCAUCGUCCGUGGUGAUCCAAGUGAUGACGACGCUGCCUUGGUCACGUCCAUUGCAGAUCUUACACUAGGAGAACAAGAAUCUCUCUUCUCUGAAAGGACUACACCAGACGUCUUCUCAUUCUUCGUUCUGGCCAUCCAAUUUGAAAUACCUCACUAUGACCUCCCAGUAGGUCAAUUUGCCUCAGUCACAGGGGGUAAAGUACCUCAGUCAGUUUUCUUGGGUCAUGGAAUUUCGAGCAACGUAUCAGUGCUGCAAAUUGAGAAGGAUGUGUCACCAGAUUGUCCAGCCGAGUUGCGAAAACAUGAGAACAUCUGCAGGCUACUAUUUGUCGGCUGGGAUGGUAACAGCAUCGUUCCCGCACUUGGUCUGGAGCUAGCGACCUACAAUACCCUCGAGGAUUCCUUGCAGCAACUACGAUCAUACGGAACUAUUGAGAGAAAGACAAACCUGACAAUCGAUAUCGCCCUUGGUCUUCACAUCAUACAUUCCCUCGGUCUCACCCACGGCGAUGUCAAGCCGGGAAAUAUUAUUCUGUGCCAACAUCCUUCCCGUGGUAUAGUCGCAAAGAUAUCCGACUUCAGUGGUGUAGCCCCAGCCUCAACGUAUGCAUCAGCGAGGUUUACAACAGGAACACCAGUAUGGCAGUCGCCAGAGGUGGUUCUCGGCGAAAUGAACAUCGAUUGGCAGUUGGCGGACACAUACUCAUUCGGUAUAGUGAUUGCAACGAUAUGGUGUCCCUCGGGGUGGAUUCCACAGGGUGGAAGCUUCCUGGAAACCCGUAUUCGUUAUUGCAUGACCCCUGACGAUAAAGCCAAGGUGGUUCUGCUGCACAAACUAUAUCCUGAUGAUCACCCUGAAAGCCCUCUACGUCUUGCAAUGAACUCUGUAUCACUUCUGGGUGACGGUCUACCAUCGCUUCCGCUCGCUCUCUUGUUCACAUCUUCUCUUCCUUGCCAGCCGUCAUCGCGGCUGUCAAUCAUGGACCUUUUGCUCUUACUAAGGGAGCAAGGGAAUGGCAGAUUGUCUGGGUUAACAGACCUCCCUGAUACGGCGAUGUAUGAUCCCUCUUAUUGGGAAAAUCGGCCCAUACCGGGACUACUGGCCAUUCAGCCUUCAUACAUGUAUCGAUCUCGACCUUUCAAGGAAAAGAUGUUACAAACCCUUCUCGCAAUAGGCAAUGAUAUAAAGGCAAGAGUAAGUCCAAUUAUUGCACGCGAUGUCGACGAGAACUUCACAGGCAGUGAGGAGGCCCUGUAUGACUACGUGCGAGCCGAAGAAGGCCGUAGCCGGUCACAACUAUGGACACAGCCGGAACUUCAGAUGCUUGCUCCUAUAGCACUAAAUAUCGCGCUUUCAUACCUUCUCGGCUUGGGAACAGUUGUGGUUGAAUCGAUUGCUAUAGAGUGGCUCGCUCUAGCCGCUCAGUCUCACGAAGGCAAUGCCCAGUACUGGUUCUGUCCUCUGGAAGAAUCUACCGGAAGUCGUGUUCAAACAACUGUGCCGAGGAGACUCUGGAACACCCACGCUGUUCUUGCCGGCUACCGCUCAAACCUCUCAUGCUUACAAGCUUCCGAUCCUGAACUGGCGACUAUAGCUGGGAGUAUGGCUCAAAAGAUGGCUUGGGGCCGAUCAGAGCCACAGAUUAUUCGUAUCGAGCCAUACCUCGAGAGGAUCAUGAGUCCCAUUUAUGCUGAUCAAGCAGUUGUUGACCUUGAAGUAGAGGCUCGGUUUGGUAGCGAGAUGGUUGGAGAGCGGGCCCUUCACGUAGCCUCAGCGAUUGGACGGCUAGAUCUCGUAAAAUAUCUAGUGAUUGAGGCCAAAGCUGAUAUCAACGUCACCAAUUUUCGCAAUGAGACCCCGAUAUUUUAUGCCACGCGGGCCAACAACCCCGAGAUUGCCACCUUUCUCCUGGAUCAUGGAGCUCAAGUUGGCCAUAUCAGCACUGAGGGUCUCAGUAUAGCCCAUUGUCUUUCCAUGAUGGACGACCAUGAUGCGGCCGGUCUUCUCCCUCGCUACCUCGAUCGCGGAGCAAGCUUGGGUGAAGUAGCCCUCGAUACUUUGGCAGAACGAACUGACAGGAUGUCAUUGGGGGCGGGUAUACCUCUAAUGUGGGCGGUGUUCAAAAACCGACCAAUUCUUUUUGAAGAAAUACUCAAAUCGCAUUCCCGGCCUGAACUUCAGAUCAGUCCGGCAGACUACUGCGGUCUUCUUACUUUACUUUGUUCCCUGAACCACGACAAGAUGCUCAAACUAGCAGUACAACUCUACCCGUCUUCCGUGAACCAAUCACUAGGGGUUGCAGAUACUCCCAACACAUUACAGCUACAAACCCGCUUCCUUAUGGCAGGCACUAAUGCAGUAGAGAUGGAUCUUGUACUUGAGGAGCCGUUCCAAGGAAUGACGCCGGAAAAUUACACGCGGUUGCUCCUCAAAGCAAUGGACGCAGAUAAGCGGCUAUUGCUCGAUAGAAGAUAUCUGCAUCGAGCAAAUUUCAAGCAAGCGAAAGAACGGACUUGCUCAUUUCUUCUGGAACACGGAGCGGAUCCGAUACAAAGGACUCGACACGAUGAGCCUCAGUCUACGGCCCUGUCCCACGCUGUCUGUACUGGAGAUACCGAAGCUUUCAGGCUAUUCAUCACACAUCUUAAAGAGGGCGGAGUGGAGUUAUUACCGAUCUUGUCAAAUGCAGAGAGCUUUGGCGGGUAUAAUGCACUUCAACGAGCUAUCUACUCUGACUCACGCCAUAUUUUCCUGAUUCUCGUGGACGAAUACCCGGCACUUCUUGAGUUGAGAGGCUCGGCAAGUCGAGGGGCUCUUCAGUCAGCUGUUACACAAGAAUGGCCUGGAUACUGUGAAGAAUUGCUCAGGAGGGGAGCUAGUAUCUACGAUCGGGCCCGCGACAGAUCAACUCCUUUCACGUGGGCGCUGAUGCGAAAUCCUACCUUGAACGGGGCUAAAACAGUCAUGGAGAUGAUGGCUGUCGGUGCUGACAUGGAUCGACUGCUGGGGCCAGAUCAGGAGAACGGCUUUACAGCCUUUGCCAAGCUGGUGCAUGCUUUGACCGUAUACAAAAUGGACUUUGGGUUUGACCGCCUAGAGUACGUCGUGCAGAGAUAUGGCAAACCCGCAUUCAUCGCCAACUCACAAACUGGAAAUUCGCUCAUAACUCAUCUUUUGAUGACGAAACCACCAUUGUCCGACACCGGCGCCAUCUCGACCCAGACUGCGAUGUUAAGGUACAUCAUCCAGUUGUUCCCAGAAAAGGUCAACGCAGUAGAAAGCACCAUGAAUGGAACCGCUCUACAUCUUGCCAGCGGUCUUGGAAACAUAGCAUGUGUCGAGAUCCUCCUUGAAUCAGGCGCAGAUGUUGAUAUAGAAACUCUAAGUCCUCGUCGCGAACAUGGCAUCACGGCUUUGGGGCUUGCUGUACAUCGCAUGCAUGACCCGCCUCCACGGACAGUCAGGGAGCUAGGGGCACGGGAGACGGCCACUUUCCGAAAGAACACUGAGCUUAUCAUAGCUGCCCUAGUACAGAAGGGAGCAAAGACGGCAGGGAAAGGCGCCAGUAUGGCGCUGGUGCUCCGUGUGAAUAAUGCUUUGGAAAAGGGCCAUACUAGCAUCCACGUUUCCAUACUCGAUUCAUCAAGCUCAGAAGCGAGUGUCAUCGACGCAGACAACGAAUGGUCUAGACGACUGCCAUGGGAGGGCCAAGGACCAGCGCCAUACGAGACACGAGAUGAUGGCCAGACCAUGGUGGAACACGUUUACGAUGACGGCCUGCUCCAUGUCAUGCCCGAAAGCUCGUACAAUAGUCUUGAAUCCCUUCUUGGCGCCAUCAGUCCGGAAAUGAGGAGUAAGGGCUAUGUUGAGAUGAGAGAUCCAACACCGGAUCAAUAUGCAAGAGGCGUUGAGAUGAGUAUCGGGGUUCUGAAGACCAUUUGGCAUCAGGGGGGUAAUUUACCGUCCGGUUGGGAGAUAAGACAAGAUGAGCAAAGUGGGAGGAUCUAUUUUGUUGAUCACAAUCGUCGAGAAACAUCUUGGGAUCCGCCGGUUGUUGACUGA